AAGUAUUUUGCCGCGGUAUUCGGUAGUUGGGGAUGAAGGCGUUAAUUGAAAAGUGUACAUCAGAAAAAAAUACACAAGAUAAUUGGGAUUUAAUUUUAGAAAUUUGUGAAAAAUACGCUAAACAAGAUUACAUAGGCCAGCAAUUUGUAUUCAAACAAUAUGUAAACGAAUAUUUCAUAAAAAUCCAAAUGUAUCUAUACGAUCUAUAACAUUAUUAGAUGCAUGCAGUAAAAAUUGUGGUAAACAAUUUAAUCGAGAAUUAGCUUCAAAAGAUUUUUCACAAUUAAUCAAGAAAAAUUUUUCGAGUUUACAACGUAUUCCAUCUAUUAAAUUAAUUGAUAUCUUUGAAAAAUGGUCAAUUGAAUUUAAAAAUGAUUCAGAAUUAGCAUUAGCAGCUAGUUUUUAUAAUUGGGUUAAAACUGAAUAUCCAGAUCUUGUGAAACAAGCAAUGAAUGAAAGACAAGUUAGUUUAAGAGAAUAUUCCCAUGAGAUUAUAAUCAUUUCAUAUAUAUUACUUUUUAACAAACGAAUUCUUUCUUCCAGUACUAUAUCCAUCCUUAUAUUCAAUCUUUCUAUUAUAUAUUACCACCACUGAAUUAUCUACUUCUAUGAAUCCGGUGUUCAUUUUGCUGUGCUAAUGGGGUAUGACAACUUAGAGUGAUGCAUAUAUUUGCCUGCUCUUAUGUUGUAGCUGACUGACUGUUCCUGUAGUGUCAUGUUUAUUUAUAUACAACUAUUUUAGUAAUAUCUCGGUUGUUAUGUGUUUUGUUUUUCUUCACACAAAACAUCUCUACAGACGAAUAAAAGAAACUGGAAUUAAUAAGUCAAGUGUAAGUCAAACUAUUUCGGAAAAAGGUGACACUCUCAUCUGCUCUUAGUCCAGACGUUUAGAACGAUGGGCGGAACAUUUUAGGGAACAGUUCAGCUGGCCUUCAGUGACUCUACAACUACCCUCCAUUCCUAGACAGUGUGAAUGGAACAUUGAAGUAGGUCCCUCAACUCUAGCUGAAGUUCAAAAGGCUAUAGUUAAUCUGAAACGAGGAAGGGCAGCUGGUCCAGAUGGAUUGGCUCCAGAGGUCUUUAAGGAUGGUGGUUCAAUUUUAGCGAUUACGUUGACUAAUAUUUUAGCUAAGAUCUGGGAGUUAGACGUUGUCCCACCUGACUGGUCACAAUCACUUAUCGUCCCAAUAUAUAAGAAAGGGUCAAAAUCAUCCUGUGACAACCACAGAGGGAUUAGUUUAACUAAUAUAAUAUCUAAAAUACUAGCCUUGAUAAUUAUCAGACGCCUAACUAAGACUCGUGAACUGUAAACACGAGGGAACCAAGCUGGCUUCAGACCUGGUCGUGGCUGCAUCGACCACAUAUUCACCAUUCGUCAGGUUCUAGAGCAUAGGCAUACUUAUCGGCGUCCGACAAUGGUGGUCUUUCAUGACUUAAAAGCAGCAUUUGACUCUGUAGACCGCGAGAUUCUGUGGCAGUGUCUGUCAUUGAAAGGCGUACCUCAGAAGUACAUAAACCUUGUAAAGGCUCUUUACUCGAACACUACUAGUCUAGUCAGAGCUUAUGGCGAACUGUCAUCUGCUUUUGCAACCUCAAGUGGUGUCCGUCAAGGCUGUCCACUUUAUCCAUUUUUGUUUAACUUCAUCAUAGAUCUACUGAUGGGAAUAACUUUCUCGUCGACUGAGUUCUCGGGUAUUGAUCUCCUUCCAGGAAGUCUACUUAUCGACAUAGAAUACGCAGAUGACAUAGUCCUGUUUGGUGAAGACGCUGAUAAAAUGCAGUCUUCUGGUAGCACUAAGGAACAAUGCCAGAAUGUUUGGGAUGCGCUUCUCUUCCUCUAAAUAUAAGUUGUUGCUUGAGGACCGGUCUGCGUCAACACCUGAACUAAGGAUAGAGAGCGAAGUAGUCGAACGCGUUGACAAUUUCACUUAUCUUGGAAGUUUGAUCAGCCUUAAUGGGUUGGUGUCUGACGAAAUCUCAGCACGGAUUCGAAAAGCACGUUUGACUUUUGCCAACUUACGUCACCUAUCGUGAACGCUAGGUAUUCGUCUAUCAAUUAAGGGACGAGUAUACUACGUAAGUAAUAGUGAGGUUAGACGUAGAGUAUUAGGGAAUGAUGAUAGUAAAUCAGUUGAUAAGGUUGUGAAUCUUCAUCGACUGAGAUAGUUGGGCCACGUGCUGCGUAUGCCUGAACUCCGAUUACCAUGACGUGCAGUGCUGAUUAGUGUUGGAGAUGGAUGGAAGAAAGUUAGGAGUGGCCAAACCACAAUGUGGCAUCAGUGCUUGAGGUCACUAACUUCUAGUCUUAGCCAUGUUGGUAAAUGUAGACUACUUGGUUGUGGUUCGCGUGACUAUCGUAACCAAUAUUUGGAGACUCUUGGUGACAUGGUUCAGAAUCAAUCACAAUGACGUAGGUGUAUACACUCUCUGUCUUCCCUUAAACUAAGUGAUUAAAAUUGCUUCAUAUCUUUAUGCGUACUAUUUCUUUCUUCCUGUGCUAUAUCCUUAUACCCAAUCUUUCUUUUAUAUAUUACCACCAUUGACUUAAAAACUCCUAUGAAUCCAGUGUUUAUCUUGUUGUGCUAAUGAGGUGUGACCACUUGUACUGAUGCAUAUAUGUGCCUGAUCCUGAUUUGCAACUGACUGACUGAGACUGAUUUUAAGUAUGUUUCGGUAAAGUUCAAUAGUGAAUUAUUGUCGUAAGUGGUUAUCUCAAGUUGUGUUCACUAAACUUGAUAUGGCAACUUGAGCUGGCGUACAUUUAUCCCUGGGUUUACGCUGACUGACUGACUAACUAACUAACUGAAGAGGCCUACCGUCAGUUACUAUUUACCUUCCUUAUUGAUCUACUACAAAUGACAGUCUCUUUUCAACAUUUAGUGAACUGCUUUUUAGCACUAAAUCAUUGUAGCCUAUCAAAAGUUCAUAACGUAUCUACUAUUAGGUGUAAUCUCUAGCAAAAUUCCGAAUUUCCAAUACUUUAAAUAACAAUAUAAGCAUAUCUAAGAUACAUUUCUUACCUUGAAAACUGAAGAAUAUUGUCUCACAACUAACCUGAAUCACCAUCUAGUGUAACAGUAAUAGAUGAAAUCAUUUAGCGAAUAUAGAUCACUUUACUCACCAGAAUCUUAAUGAAUGCCCAAAAGUUGGUCAGGUUUUUACUAACAUCAUCCAUUUCUAACAUCUAAAAUAUCCAAAUACUUAUCGGAAGGUAAAUGUAUUGCACAGUAGCAUACAUUUUUCUCACUCUAUUUGUACAACAUAAUCAUUGAAUAAUGAAGGUAAUCAAAUGUUUUUGGAGGUACCUAAUCGUAAAUGUCACGUUAUAUUCAUCUUACUUUGAUCACUAGUAUAAGGUAUCUUUUUGGGAAAUCUUAUGAAUACUCAAUUGUGCAUUUCUCCUACUGCUGUAAUUAAUCGUUCAAGCUACGAACAAGCGAGUGUAGAAAAGCACAACUUGAUUGCGUAUCCUAACCAUCCGUGUUUAAUGUUAGUUAACAGCUGUCAACAAAAUAUCACGGAUUUGUAAUAAUAUUAUGAUCGGAUAUUGUCGAUGCCAUUUUUCAAGUUCCAGUUAUGGAAAUUGUUAUCUCUUGUAAUCGCUAAUGUGUUUUGGCUCCAAAUACUAAUUGUUAUCACGUGCUAUAUUCUCAAAUCAAAAUUCAAACUCUCGAUUAGUUCAAUUAUAUUGCCGGUAGAACCGGUGACCUAUUGACUAAUUGACCAAUGAACAACAGCGAUACCUUAACGUUUAUUGGUCCUCGAGCUCCUCCAAAGUCAGUUGUCAAUCAGAAUAUGCGAAUAAUAGGUAGAUUAUGACUCAAAGCACACAAUCAUCUACUUGAAGUGCUUAACCACAUAGUACAUAAAAUAAGAAAUCACACUUUAAUCACAAUCAUACCCAAAAGUAGUAGAGGGUGAAGCAAAAAGUACAUAAUUAACAAUAACUAAAGAAUGAUAAAAUGUAUUAUGACAGUUGAUAGAUGCACUGAAUGUUUAAAAUACGAGUAAUAUAGAGAUACGAUGAUAAAUUUAUCAACUAGUUACGCAAUAAAAAUAUAAAUCAUUCAAAAAAUAGCCUUGAAAGUUCUGACUUUUUCCUAUAUUCGUCCUGUUAUUCAUAGAAACAAUCUAUUGUGUGUUGUAAUGCAUGUCUUCACCAUACUGAUUACUUUAUUCGUAAAGGAAGUAUACGACAUAAUAAUUAUCUCUCCUAGUAUUUUACUUUAACAGAUAGUUAAACAUGGUCCUUCACGCCAACAUGUUGCACAAUUACAAGCUAAAGAAGAAGAAGAUCUAGCACAAGCUAUUGCUUUAUCACUGAAAGAUACUGACAGUUCAACACCAUCCCAUCUAAACAAACAAUCUGUUACCACUUCAAAUGAGAAGUCUAGUUUAUAUCCUUCCUGCUCUCAACUUCCAUUUAGUUCACUUUCAACUUAUUCGACAUCAGCAUCAUCAUCAAAUGCCUCUAAAACAACUGCUCCUCGCAAUUCAAAGGGACAGGUAAGAGCAUUGUACGACUUUGAAGCAGCUGAAGACAAUGAAUUAUCAUUCAAAGCUGGAGAGCUUAUUCUACUCUUAGAUGAUUCCGAUGAGAACUGGUGGCUUGGAAGCAAUAAUCAAGGUCAAGGUUUAUUUCCUACUCAAUUUGUCAAACGUGAAACUGAACUUGAUGGAGUAAAUAAUGUCAAAUCAAGUUCAAGCGAAGUUUCUCACAAUACAGAUGUUAAAAAGAACCAAUCUACCAAAAAAAUUGUCCCUCAGCUAGAUGAGAAAAAAAUCGAUGAAUGUUUACGUCUAAUUACAACUGUAGAUCCUACUGGUGAAUUUCAACAAGAUCCACCAGAAUUAAGUCAACUUGAAGCAGAAUGUAUAGCAAUGGUCCCACUUGUUGAUCCUGAAUUAAAAUUAGUUGAUAAAGAAAUUAUUAUGCUUACAGAAUUAAAUCAACGUUUAUUAGAUGCAUUUCAAUUGUAUCAUGAUAUCAUGUCACGUCAGAAUCCGUCAAAUGCUUAUUAUACUGGAAUGUCCAAUACUAUUGCUAACACCACGACUAACCCAAUAAAUCCAACAAUCCCUUAUUUACCACCAAAUACUGCGAAUAUAUAUCCAUACACCCAGCCAACAUCGUCGAUGACUAAAUCUGCAUCUGCAGUACCUAUGAAUGGAUUCACUAUGCCAACAGAUUUGAAUGGAACUGUGAUGUUCCCUCCUACUGACUCUUACCCUAUGUCAACUGGAAUUUAUGCGAAUCCACAAACAGAAAAUUUCAGUGGUAAUCUUCAUAGUGGUCAAAUAUCAUCUCAACCCUUUCCUGUACAGCAGUUUUAUGAAUCAAAUCAAAUAGUACCUCCUGAUGUUGUUACACAACAAAUGCAAUCAUAUCCAUCUGGCAGUAACAAUUAUGGAGUUCCAAUUUAUCCAAUGAAUGAUUCUCAAUCUAUGGUGUAUACAGAUCAAUCAAACAACACCCUCUCAACUCAGAGAAAACAAUAACAACCGUAGGUUUCAUCUAGUUUCAUAAAAAAUGCUAGGAAUCCUGAGAACCAUUUUAUACAUGAAAAUGAAAGAUAUGCUAUCAAGACGGGUUUUGUUCUGUUUUUCACAAAAGAAAAGUUUCAUUCCUUCGAUAUAAUAAACAAAUGAUUUCUUUUAUAAACAAAUACCUUCAGUUAAGUAAGCUCUAAUAAACUUUAACCGUUUUCAAUUUGUCUUUCAUUCUCAACUACUACUCACUAGUAGUAGUUCAUCUGUUUGUUUGCUUCUUGUCUGUAAACUUCUAUCAAAUUAUCUUCAUU
This is a messenger RNA of Schistosoma haematobium, 5801 nucleotides long. RefSeq lists its product as uncharacterized. The record is from RefSeq and is a predicted model, not a curated record. The transcript is spliced from 10 exons. NCBI's taxonomy places the organism in Eukaryota, Metazoa, Platyhelminthes, Trematoda, Strigeidida, Schistosomatidae. Gene Ontology annotation, molecular function: ubiquitin binding; phosphatidylinositol binding. Gene Ontology annotation, biological process: protein transport to vacuole involved in ubiquitin-dependent protein catabolic process via the multivesicular body sorting pathway. Gene Ontology annotation, cellular component: ESCRT-0 complex. The coding region runs from base 4882 to 5499 and encodes 205 amino acids.